Messenger RNA from Ipomoea triloba (trilobed morning glory), 1232 nucleotides. RefSeq names its product F-box/kelch-repeat protein At2g44130-like. Gene Ontology annotation, biological process: negative regulation of cytokinin-activated signaling pathway; regulation of phenylpropanoid metabolic process. The transcript has a single exon. The record is from RefSeq and is a predicted model, not a curated record. Gene Ontology annotation, molecular function: protein binding. Bases 66 to 1094 code for a protein of 342 amino acids. NCBI's taxonomy places the organism in Eukaryota, Viridiplantae, Streptophyta, Magnoliopsida, Solanales, Convolvulaceae.
CAACACUUUUUCAUCAUAUCAUAGAUAAGAAUUAAGAAGAGUUUCUGGAAACAAAAGGUCGAGUCAUGAACUCAGCGGCGGAAUUCUCCGAGUUGAUCCCGGGUUUGCCCGAGGAACUCGCUCUCGAGUGUCUCACUCGGUUGCACUACUCGGCUCACUCGGUCUCAUCCCACGUAUGUAAACGGUGGCGCGAGCUUCUUCAGAGCAAAGACUUCUACUAUCACCGGCGGCAAACCGGGUUCACUCAUAAGGCGGCUUGCUUGAUCCAGGCGCUUCCGGUUCCGACCGAUUCUAAACCGGUCGGCCAACCCAGUUACGGAAUUUCAUUGUUUGAACCGGCGAGUGGGGAUUGGGAUCGGGUCGACCCGAUUUCGAAGUACCCGAACGGGUUGCCGCUUUUCUGUCAAAUCGCGAGUACUGAAGGGAAGCUCGUAGUGAUGGGCGGGUGGGACCCGGCCACGUGGGAUCCGAUCAGGGACGUGUUCAUGUACGAGUUCACGACUCGGGAGUGGACUCAGUGCAAGGACAUGCCGUCUCGACGCUCGUUCUUCGCGAUGGGCGCCGCGGGUGGGCGAGUGUUCGUGGCCGGCGGGCACGACGAGAACAAGAACGCGCUGCGCAGCGCGUGGGCGUUCGACACGAGGGAGAACCAGUGGACCGAGCUGGGCGGGAUGAGCGAGGCGCGUGACGAGUGCGAGGGGAUCGUGGUGGGCCCCGAGUUCUGGGUGGUCAGCGGUUACGACACCGAAACUCAAGGGCGGUUCAAGAGCAGCGCCGAGGCGCUGCAAAUGGAAACGGGCGAGUGGAGGCGCGUGGAGAACGCGUGGGCGUGUGGAUCCACUCAGUCUCCGAGGGGGUGUGUGGGGGUGGACAAAAAUGGAAAUUUAAAAAACUGGACGGACUGUGACCCGGCAGUGAGGGUCGGGUCAUGUGGAAUUGACCUGGGCGAAUGUUGUAUAUUGACCGGGUCAGCUUACCAGGGGGCCCCACAUGGUUUUUUCUUCGUCCAACCCCAAAAUCUUAAAUUGGUAAAGACAGACGUCCCAGAUGAGUUUGCGGGAAUUGUGCAGUCCGGAUGCUGUGUAGAAAUAUGAAUUAUCCAUUCCAAAUAAUUAAUACUACGUACCAUAUAUAUUUUUUAAUACUAUAAUAUAAUGCCUUUCAUGAGUUUCAUCCUUAUCCUUAUCCAUUUUCCGACAAUUUUAAAAUAGUACUCCGUAUCAUUAUUAUUC